Molecule: messenger RNA, 2301 nt
Organism: Nerophis ophidion (straightnose pipefish)
Lineage: Eukaryota; Metazoa; Chordata; Actinopteri; Syngnathiformes; Syngnathidae
Product: nitric oxide-associated protein 1-like
Exons: 4
Source: RefSeq, a predicted model, not a curated record
CCAGCCUCCAUUGUUCAUACAGCUCCUCACUAACCACCCUCCAUUGUUCAUACAGCUCCUCACUAACCACCGUCUAUUGUCUGCAGGUCCUGGCUCUGCUGAAUGAACAGGAAGUGAAAGCCCUGGUUUCCACGCGGGCUAUCAUACCUCGCACCUUCGUACUCAAGCCCGGAAUGAGUCUCUUUGUGGGAGCUCUUGCUCGGAUCGACUUCCUGCAGGGCGAGCAGUCCUGCUGGUUCUCUGUGCUGACCUCUGCUGACCUGCCUCUUCACCUCACCACUGUGGACAAGGCACUCAGUGUCUACCAGAAACAUGCUGGACAUCAGCUGCUGGGGGUGCCAGCAGGAGGAGCAGAUCGCAUGAAGGACUUCCCGGCGUUGGUUCCUCAAGAGUUCCGGCUGGAAGGGCGAGGUCACACGGAGGCCGUGGCCGACAUCAAGCUGUCGUCCGCAGGCUGGGUGGCGGUGACUGCAGGGCAGGGUCAGCAGCUGCUGGUGGCGGUCCAUGGCCCGCCCUCGCUGGCCUACGGUCUGAGGACGCCGCCGCUGCUUCCACACGUGGUCUUGCUGAAGGGAGCACGGAUCCCCGGAUCGGCCGCCUACAAGGUCAUGAAGCCGUCGGGGAUGCUGGACCUUGGACUGUCCGCACGUGCGGCCUACAGGCAGAAAGCUAAGGCCAAGAAGAAAUGAGAGGAAGUGACGUUUGCACCUGGGGAGAGGCCCCUCCCAUCUCCAAGGACAUGCACCUGGGGAGAGGCCCCUCCCAUCUCCAAGGACAUGCACCUGGGGAGAGGCCCCUCCCACCUCCAAAGACAUGCACCUGGGGAGAGGCCCCUCCCAUCUCCAAGGACAUGCACCUGGGGAGAGGCCCCUCCCACCUCCAAAGACAUGCACCUGGGGAUAGGUUUAUUGGCAACACUGAAUGGUCCCUAGUGUGUGAAUGUUGUCUGUCUAUCUGUGUUGGCCCCGGGAUGAGGUGGCGACUUGUCCAGGGUGUACACCGCCUUCCGCCCGAUUGUAGCUGAGAUAGGCUCCAGCGCCCCCCGCGACCUCAAAGGAGACAAGCAGUAGGAAAUGGAUGGAUGGACGUUGUUGUCAACUAAAGAAAACAUUUAUUUACAAAUUUGAUUUCCUGUGUGAUGUGGUCUCAUGUCCUGUGUGAUGUGGUCUCAUGUCCUGUGUGAUGUGGUCUCAUGUCCUGUGUGAUGUGGUCUCAUGUCCUGUGUGAUGUGGUCUCAUGUCCUGUGUGAUGUGGUCUCAUGUCCUGUGUGAUGUGGUCUCAUGUCCUGUGUGAUGUGGUCUCAUGUGCUGUGUGAUGUGGUCUCAUGUCCUGUGUGAUGUGGUCUCAUGUCCUGUGUGAUGUGGUCUCAUGUCCUGUGUGAUGUGGUCUCAUGUCCUGUGUGAUGUGGUCUCAUGUCCUGUGUGAUGUGGUCUCAUGUCCUGUGUGAUGUGGUCUCAUGUCCUGUGUGAUGUGGUCUCAUGUCCUGUGUGAUGUGGUCUCAUGUCCUGUGUGAUGUGGUCUCAUGUGCUGUGUGAUGUGGUCUCAUGUCCUGUGUGAUGUGGUCUCAUGUCCUGUGUGAUGUGGUCUCAUGUCCUGUGUGAUGUGGUCUCAUGUCCUGUGUGAUGUGGUCUCAUGUCCUGUGUGAUGUGGUCUCAUGUCCUGUGUGAUGUGGUCUCAUGUCCUGUGUGAUGUGGUCUCAUGUCCUGUGUGAUGUGGUCUCAUGUCCUGUGUGAUGUGGUCUCAUGUGCUGUGUGAUGUGGUCUCAUUUCUGUCUCAACAAACCUUUUCAUUAGGAACACAUGCUGGGAAUGUCUUAAAUAUUUUCCUCCCAAAACAAACAUUUGCUCUUCCAUUACAGUCCAAACUGUGGUUGUCAUGGCUGAAAUAUUUACUGAUUUUGAUGUUUGUACUUCAUCACAAUUGAGCUUUCAUACAUCAUCAGUUACAAAUCUAAAACAAAUGUGCUUUUAUUUUGAAGGAAGUCAUUGUGUAACUAAAUAAUAGGCGUGGAAAUCUGUGGGCAACUAGCUUGUCAUCCAAUUCACUGGCUGAUGAUUCCACUCAACACUCAUUUAUUUGCUAUAACCAUGAUAAAAGUAUUUUAAAAGUCAUUCUGAUACAUGAUGACUAACAUGAAUGGCAGCCAAACUGCGGAGCAAUAGUUCUUAGACGUCACCUUUCUUCUCCAGGAAAUUGUGAGUACAUGAAACGUGUUCCAUAAGAGGUUUUUGUCAACCAGUUAUUAUAAUUAAUGUACAAAUUAAUAUUCUGCCUUCUAAAUAAAGAAUGGAUUUGAAAGCC